Molecule: messenger RNA, 485 nt
Organism: Meloidogyne enterolobii
Lineage: Eukaryota; Metazoa; Nematoda; Chromadorea; Rhabditida; Meloidogynidae
Source: the annotation of a GenBank genome assembly
UAUGCUCUUGACCCUUACCAAAAAAAUUUAUUUUUAAAUUUAGAAUGCUUGAUGAAGAACCUAUACUUGUUUACAACGUUGCUCAAUAUACUCGCAAAUUUGCAUAUAAUUAUCGGGAUCAAAUGACUUUUAGUAUUAUUGUUGCUGGUUAUGAUGAAGAAAAACUUGGACAAAUUUAUGCUGUGACUAUUGGAGGGUAUUCUAUUCGACAAAAAAUUUAUAUUACUGGAAGUGGAAGUACUUUUCUUUAUGGAUAUAUGGACAAGAAUUUUAAGGAAGGAAUGUCAAAUGAAGAGGCUGUUGAGUUGGUUAAAAAUGCUGUUUGUCUUGCAAAACGUCGUGAUGCUAUGUCUGGUGGAUGUAUUAAUUUGGCUAUUAUUGAUAAAAAUGGAACUAUUCAUAAGACAAUUCGUCCUGACAUGCCAGACCAUCCAAAAAUUUGAGAAAAUUUCCAAAAAAAUAUUGAGAGAAAGGAAAUGAAAAGA